Molecule: messenger RNA, 2967 nt
Organism: Cajanus cajan (pigeon pea)
Lineage: Eukaryota; Viridiplantae; Streptophyta; Magnoliopsida; Fabales; Fabaceae
Product: type IV inositol polyphosphate 5-phosphatase 7
Biological process (GO): phosphatidylinositol dephosphorylation
Molecular function (GO): phosphatidylinositol-4,5-bisphosphate 5-phosphatase activity; phosphatidylinositol-3,4,5-trisphosphate 5-phosphatase activity; inositol-polyphosphate 5-phosphatase activity
Source: RefSeq, a predicted model, not a curated record
GGAAGAGAAGAAGACAGGUAUAGGAAUAGGAGAAUACUGAACAGAGGUAGAUCUCACAUAACAGUACACAUCCCCUCUUCACUUUGUUGACUAAGGGCAGCUUUGGUGAGCUGACCGGGUCGUUUUAUGCAGAAGCCUUAAAGCAAAAAACUACCUGCCCGUUGCCCCCCUUGUCUUGAGCUAAGAGAACGAGGAGCCUCUCCCUUUCUCUCUCUAUCUCUGUGCUUGCUGCAUUGUCUUGUUCUACUACUUCAGAAUCUCUUCUCACUUCCACGCAUUAAAGUGUUGUCUCUCUCUUGAGUUGGUGGCGCUUUCUUUCAUAUUUAUGGGACUUUGCUUCCAUGUUCUCAGAAGAGGAAAACUAUGAAAAUACAUAAGCCAUUUUGCUCUCUCAUUUGUUGAGUAAUUUAGCUCUUUUCUCUGGAAUUGAGAACCAGGACAACAAAUGAGCCUGGUCUUGUUUCUGAGAUCUGAAGAUAGCUAGAGUGUAGACUGUAGAGGUUCGAGAAGGAGCCUCCAAAGCAAUAAUAUUUUGCUCUUUUAGUUCUAAUAAGUUUUGGAUAUAUAGGCAUACUUCUAAGACACAGAAAUAUCAGAGAGCUUGAGGAACUCUGUGAAGUGAAAGUGUGCAAAAAUGAGAGAUGAGAAUUUCAAGAAAAGCAAGGGGAAUGAAAUUCAACAUUUUGAGUGUGUUGGUGUUUGCAUAUUGCAAGUUGUUGAUUGUUUUGUCUAUCUGUUGCCUGAUGAAGCUCUCAUGGUCAAAGAAAAUGGUCAGAAAGUUCUUUAAUAUCAAAAGCAAGACUGAGGAUUCUCAAGCAGAUGUUGCUUAUGGAGGAGGUGACGUGGAAUACAGAAGUAGGAAUAGCUUCUCUGAGAGAGAGCCAUGCACAAUAAAGAAGAGUAAAACAGAGAAGUUUAGCAGGAGCACAGAUCAGGUCAGGCGAGCACGAAUGAAUCUUGACCAUCCUCGAAUUAUAGAUGUGCAGAAUCAUAGCAUUUUUGUAGCUACAUGGAAUGUAGCCGGAAGAUCCCCACCAAGUAAUUUGAAUUUAGAUGACUGGCUUCAUUCUUCGCCACCAGCUGAUAUUUAUGUUCUUGGAUUUCAAGAGAUAGUUCCCUUGAAUGCUGGUAAUAUCUUAGGGGCAGAAGACAAUGGCCCUGCCAAAAAAUGGUUGGCUCUCAUCAGAAAGACUUUAAACAAUCUUCCUGGCACCAGUGGAAGUAGUGGAUGUUAUACACCAUCUCCCAUUCCUCAGCCAGUGGUAGAGCUGAAUGCAGAUUUUGAGGGAUCUACUAGGCAGAAGAACUCAUCUUUCUUCCAUAGGCGAUCAUUCCAGACAACUUCUAGUGGUUGGGGAAUGGACAAUGAUCCUUCAGUUGUACAGCCGCAGCUAGAUCGAAGAUACAGUGUCUGUGAUAGAGUGAUUUUUGGUCACAGGCCAAGUGACUUUGAUCCCAGUUUCAGAUGGGGUUAUAGACCUAGUGACUAUUCCAGGGCAAGUGACUUCUCAAGACCAAGUGACUACUCAAGACCAAGUGACUACUCAAGAUGGGGUUCGUCUGUUGAUGAUAAUGGCCUUGGAGAUUCACCAAGCACAGUCUUAUUUUCACCAAUGUCUUAUGGUGGAGGUGGACUUGCUUUAAAUGAAGAUGGAUAUGCCAUGCCAGGACACUCAAGGUACUGCCUUGUUGCUAGUAAGCAAAUGGUGGGAAUAUAUCUAACCAUAUGGGUGAGAAGUGAACUGAAAGAUCAUGUUCAAAAUAUGAAAGUGUCUUGUGUUGGCAGAGGAUUGAUGGGCUAUCUCGGAAAUAAGGGAUCCAUCUCAAUUAGUAUGUCUGUGCAUGAAACAAGCUUUUGCUUUAUCUGUAGCCAUCUAACCUCAGGACAGAAAGAGGGUGAUGAAAUAAGAAGAAAUUCUGAUGUGAUGGAGAUUCUUAAGAAAACGAGGUUUCCUCGUGUUCCUGGUGUGGACAAUGAGAAGUCUCCACAGACAAUCCUCGAGCAUGAUCGAAUUAUAUGGCUUGGAGAUUUGAAUUACCGGAUUGCCCUCUCCUACCGUUCUGCUAAGGCACUUGUUGAGAUGCAAAACUGGAGAGCAUUGCUAGAGAAUGAUCAAUUGAGAAUAGAACAAAAAAGAGGCCGUGUGUUUGUAGGAUGGAAUGAAGGGAAGAUAUAUUUUCCUCCAACAUACAAAUAUUCAACUAAUUCAGAUAGAUAUGCUGGGGACGACAUGCACCCCAAAGAGAAAAGGAGAACUCCUGCAUGGUGUGACCGUAUUUUGUGGUUUGGAGAAGGUCUGCAUCAGUUAUCAUAUGUCCGCGGCGAAUCAAAGUUUUCAGACCACAGACCUGUUUAUGGCAUAUUUUGGGCUGAGGUUGAGUCAGCUCAUGGCAGAUUGAAGAAAACUAUGAGUUGUUCUCGUUCCAGAAUUGAGGUGGAGGAACUUCUGCCAUAUUCCGGUGGAUACACUGAACUAAGCUUUUUCUAAAGGAAGGUUGGAUAUGAGACGUGUCCAUCUGCAUUCAGCAAUUGGUCCCCCAUUACCAAGCUGGAAUAACUUUGAAGAAAACUCAUUCAUGGAGGGAGAUAGGGACAACCCAUUUCCCACAUACCGAAAAAGUUUAUAAUCUGUAGUUUUUGGCUACAGUCAUGCUUUGCCUAACACAUGAUCAGUACAGUACAUCAUCAUCAUCAUCAUCUUGGUAGCUACUCACACACCAGCUUCAGUAAUGUGCAUAGUUUGAUACCCAACUAACAAACACUAAACCUUCCAGCGUCUCAGCCCAUUUUUAUCAUCAAUAGUCCUUCACAGUCUUCAGGAAGUUGAUUUUUUUAUUCAAGAUUUUUUAAUUGUUUUUUCGAGAAUAUUUAUGAUGAUUGAAUGAAGGUGAAAGCUUGUCAGAAUAAUCACCUGGGCACUAGCAUUUUUUUUAAUGCGAAGAAAAUCAGAGUUUUUUUUUUUCUUC